Molecule: messenger RNA, 3761 nt
Organism: Eriocheir sinensis (Chinese mitten crab)
Lineage: Eukaryota; Metazoa; Arthropoda; Malacostraca; Decapoda; Varunidae
Product: adenosine receptor A2b-like
Exons: 6
Coding region: 408-1793 (461 amino acids)
Biological process (GO): G protein-coupled receptor signaling pathway
Cellular component (GO): membrane
Molecular function (GO): G protein-coupled receptor activity
Source: RefSeq, a predicted model, not a curated record
CUCACUUGUGUUGCGGCCAAGCUGGUGCCCACACAUACCCGCGUCCUGCCCUGCCCUGCCCUGCCCUGCCCUGCCCUGCCCACACACACACACCACCUGGCCUUCACACACACACCUUUCCCCUCCCUCACCUUGCAUCCCCCUGAAGGCAACGCGCUAACAGGUAUCGAUCAUGUAGUGAAGUGUUCCCUCAUAGUGGUUGUUGUGGUGGUGGUGCCGUGUGACCCAGGACGGAAUCUAGUGCCCCCAGUGCCAUUGUUUCGCUUAUAGUGCCACCGCGUGCUCACUGAAGGCGUCUUGAGGUGUUUGUUGUGGCACUCGUCAUACACACGAGUCACACUUCUCAGGAACCAAGGCAAGGCAUCGACUGCACCCCCGCCAAGGACGCCUGAUAUAGAGGCGUGGUGAUGGUGGCGGUGGGUGGUGACGGCGUGGCGGCGUGGGCGGGGGGCGUGGUGCUGGUGCUGGUGCUGGCGGUCAUCUUCAUCGUCUCCUCGGUCCUCAACACAGUGUUCCUCGUCAUCUUCUUUCGCCGGCCCUCCCUGCGCAGCGUGUCCAACAGGUUCAUCGUCAGCCUGACAGCCUGCAACCUGCUAGGGUCGUGGGUACUGCUGCCGCUGGUGGCGGGCGACACCUUCCUGACAGGGUGGCACUCCCCGGCACUGUGCCGCGGCCUGGAUGCCGCCGCCGAGCUGGUGGUGGCCUCGUCGGUGUUCGCCACGCUCCUCAUCGCCGUGGACCGCUUCUUCGCCAUCACCGACCCCCUGCACUACCACAUGCUGGUGACGCGGCCCAAGAGUGUGGCCAUGGUGGCCUCGGGCUGGGCCCUCGCCGCGGCCCUCGCCGUCACCGCUGCACUGGGAGACCUCUCAGACCGGCCCUGGCAGGUGUGUGGCCCGCCCGGCGCGCGGCACGCCAGUCCCUGGACGCAUCGCUCCUGCUUCGUGGUGGCCAACUUGGUGCUGUGCUUCACGGCGCCCGUGGUGCUGCUCGUCUGGAUCUACACGCGCAUCUACCUGGCUGCGCAGCGCAACAGCGAAAGGACGCGACGUAACUCAUUGUGUGGCGCCUCUCUGGACGCCGUGACGCCCUCCCGCGGGCCUUCCAGGACGCCGUCCACACGCUCCACGUCGUCGCAGAUCGUGUCGUCGCUGCGUCACCGCAUCAGCAACGCCUCUCUGUUCCUGCACAAGGAGGAGUCCCGCGCCGCCAAGAUCUCCGUGGUGGUGAUUGUGCUGGUGUUCGUGUGCUGGCUGCCCUUCCACGCGGCGGCACUGCUCCACACGCCCCUCUUCCAGGUGUGGCUGCCGCGGCCUGCCUGGAGCGUCGUGAUGAUGCUGGCGCUGAGCAACUCGGCGGUGUCGCCCUACGUGUACUUGUACCGCUCCAGGAGGAUCCAGCGGGAGGUGCGGCGCCUGCUGGGGCUACCGCUCAGCGCCACCAAGAUCCAGGGCGGCGGCUCGGGUCGCCGCCGCCAGCUGCCCCGCCCGCUGCAGAUGAUCCCGCCGUCACCCACAGCGCUGGAAGCAAACUUCGACUCCUCGCUCGCCCCGCCGCUGGUCAGGUCCGGCCUCCCGCACCCUUCGCCCUUCACGACUCUCAUCACGAAGCUUUUUCGUGCGAAGGGUUUCGCAGGGGAGCCGUGGCGGGACUCCCUCACCUCAACCAUCUCGUCGUCAACCAUCACGUCGUCCAGCACCAGCAGUUCGGCUGCGUCGGGACAGAGUGAAAACUCCAUCACUGAGAGUGAGAGCAUGCUACCGCGCCUGGCUGGCCCAGAGGCUGGCUCAUGACGCGGCGGCGGCCAGCACAGCCCCCGCUGAACCCUGUUUCGCGGGCGUGCUCGCCACGAUCACGCAAGGCGACGCCCACACGAGGCUGCUUGAGCCCGCUGCCACGCCCCCGGAACUUACAAAUGAGUCAUCCCAUCUCAUGGUUACUCAGGAACCAUUUGCCGAGGCCCUUGAACCCCUCACACCCACCCCGCCCCCACUGCCACCCCCACCUGAGUCCCCUCCUCCCACCACAAAGCCUCAGUCACCCUCACCAGUGGACACAGAACCCACCUCAGAACUCCCACCCGCCACGCUAGACUAAGAGGCCACGCGCCGCCACUCCCCUGCAGCAGCCCGGGCCCUCACCAGCACCAAGGGGCAAACACUCACACUCAAACUCCCAGACACCGGCGCGCCCAGCAUCUUCCCCCGGCCUGUGUGCGAGCCGUGAAUCAGUGUCGGUCACGAGCGGCACUUGCCAGGCAAGCUUGGCAGAGGCGCUUCAGGUCACAACAGACGGUGUCCCCGAGGCCCGGGCCGCGGCCCACACGCUGGGGAGGCGACGCGUGGAGGCCAGCAUGACCAAACUGUGUGUGUGUGUGUGUGUGUGUGUGUUCCCUCAGGACGUGUGUUGCGUUGUGACGUCGACACAACUUUGCAACACAGGAAAUCGCGGGACUGUGCCUACAGAAAGGGUCCUGGAUAAUUGUUACUAUUAUUAUUAUUAUUAUUAUUAUUAUUAUUAUUGUCUCCCCAUGAGAAUUAUAUAUACGAAUACAGCUUAAAACCAUUCCUCAACAACACACCAACAGCAACAUAACUCUUCCUCUUCCUCUUCCUCCUCCUCCUCGGGGACCAGAGGUUAAACACUAUCACACAUUACAACAAUCACGUCACUAUUUUGUCGCUGCAGUCGAGAAAAGAAAUGAACUCCCACGCACAUGUGCUUAAAGAACAACAAAUCCCCUUCUAAUGACAAGGUAUAGUCCCUGUGUGUGUGUGUGUGUGUGUGUGUGUGUGUGUGUGUGUGUUGACCCGGCUCUGUGUUGCCGCGAUCUCUGUACAUAAAGAUAUAAAGUUUUCUAUUUGUUUAUGAAAAAGAAUAAAUUGUACAUACAAAACAAAGUAUAUGUGUUGCCUUUGAGAAGGAGCUGGAGUUACAUGGCAAGGAGCUGGUGCAACGUGUGAAUUACCAGGAAGAUUAUAGUCGUCGCAGUAAACUUCAUAUCAGCGGACUUGAAGAACAACCGAAUGGGGAAACUUGGGAACAAACUGCUGUGUAAGUCUCAACUCUGCUUUAAGGCACGCUUCAACUACCAUCCGUGAACCCUAAACGAGGUAACAGUUGUUCCCUCACAUCCUCGAGCAGUAGCUGUCAGACUCUAAAAGCUUUGCGAUAGUAAAGUAGCGAUGUAGAACACCAAAAAAGUUGAAAGGCACUGGAAUAUAAAUUAGUGAAGACCACUGUCCUGCAUCUCAAGACAUUAGACUGAGCCAAAUGGAUAUCUGAAGGAAGAAUACUGCAUUAUUGAAGCAUAUCAGACGAAUAAUUAAAGAGAAAACUACUCGUCUCGAUGGGGAUGCUGACGGGUAGGUAAUGUCCUCCACUUUCCUGCUGGGGAUCAGUCAGUCACGACGAGCGCCCGCCUCUUCACACCACCCGAGCUGCUCCCUCUCCACAUCAAGCGGCGCCCGUCUGUCCAUCACCAGGACCGCCCCUUUCCCAUCGUGGACGUCCCCUGCCGAGCCCGACGCUCACGCCAGCUCCUGCUUCUCCUCCUCCAGCAACCAGAGAAUUAUGUGUAUUCCCCAAAUCUCCCUUGUGCCGGUAGCUAGUUAGAUUAGAGGCAUACAGCCUGUCAGUCAUUCAUUUUUAGUACUCCGCUAACCUUUGAUAAGUGAAACUAAAUACAUAUUUAUAUACAACCUUACUGUGAGUGUUAUCAUUUGGAGCCUGUUUUCCUGUUCAUUUGAGAUUACUGAACC